This is a messenger RNA of Oryza sativa Japonica Group (Japanese rice), 2516 nucleotides long. Its product is annotated as protein THALLO. Gene Ontology annotation, biological process: maturation of SSU-rRNA from tricistronic rRNA transcript (SSU-rRNA, 5.8S rRNA, LSU-rRNA). Lineage: Eukaryota; Viridiplantae; Streptophyta; Magnoliopsida; Poales; Poaceae. The record is from RefSeq and is a predicted model, not a curated record. Gene Ontology annotation, cellular component: small-subunit processome; nucleolus.
AAACCCUAAAACCCCACAAAUCAACAACAACGCCGCCGCCUCAUCCGCUCUGCUUCUGCUCGCAUGGGGAAGGAGAAGGGGAAGGGGAAGUGGAAGAGGCCCCCGACCGUGAAGCCGCCGGUGAUGGCCGCCUCCGCCUCCGACGACGACGAGAUCGACGCCUUCCACAAGCACCGCGACAUGAUCCCCCUCCACGACCACGAUAUGGAGUCUGAGGAUGACCUGGAACACCCCGUCUUCGAUCUCGAGGGUAUUUCUGAGAAUGAAACUGAUGACAGCGAGGGAGAUGAGGAUGGCAACAUGGACAAAGCUGCUUAUGAUGAAUGGGAUGACAAAUUUAUCGCAAAAUUAAAAAGAGCAGAGAGGGCAGUGAAACAAAUUGCUGGAGGUGAUGACAGCAUGGAUGAACAUGAGGAUGAUCAUAAGGAUAAAAAUUCCUGGGGUAGAGGAAAAAAUGCAUAUUAUGAUGCUGGUGAACAGUCUGGUGAUGAUGAGGAUGACUAUGAAGAGGCACGGAGGAUCCAGAAAGAGGAGGAGAGCAAGCUAUCAAUGCAAGAUUUUGGAUUAGAAGAUGGUGAAAGUGAUGAAGAGGAUAGAGCCAUUAAGGCAUCCAACCAUCAAGUCAAAGUUCCUGAUGGUGAACACUCUUUUGAAACCUAUGUGAAAAUGAAAGAGGAGUUUGCUGUCUUGUCAAGAGAUGAGAAGAUGGGUGUGCUAGACAGUUCUGCUCCUGAACUGGUUGGAUUGUUGUCCGAGCUAAAAGAUGCCCAUGAAGAACUAAUGGCGAUAGGACCAGUCACCAAUGAGGUGACAGCUGGGCAAAGCAAGGAUAAGGGUAAAAUGCAGCCUUUGGAAGUGAAACGAGCUUGCCUAGCUGCUUAUUGUCAGGCUAUAACCUUCUACCUCCUUAUGAAAGCUGAGGGAUUGUCUGUGCAGGAUCAUCCUGUAAUUGCUCGUCUUGUAGAGAUCAAGAGUGUAGUAGAAAAGAUGAAACAUGCCAAUGUAAACUUUCCAAGACAAAAAGAGGACAGUGAUGACUAUUGUAUGCCUGAUAGCAAUAUCAUGGAUGUGGCAGACAUGAUUUCUUUGGACAAGAAGAAUAUAUAUAGCAAUUUACUACUACGAGACAAAGUAAAAAUAGAAGUGGGUGUGGAAGUUGCAGAGUUGACAAAGAAUGACCACUCUAACAAGGAUCACCAUGAAAUUGCCAAAAGAAAGGGCAAGGAUGAGCAUAUUGGUUCGCAAAGCCUUGAAAUGUUGAAGGUGAGAGCAACCCUUGAAGAGAGGUUAAAAGAAAAAGGGCUCUAUAAUUUGACGCGAUUGAAACGUAAGAAGGUUUCAAACACCAGGACAACUAAUAGAAGUGACCUGCAAACGUUGGAUGAUUUUGAUGAUGAAGUGCUGAAAAAUACUCAAGCCAUCAAACCUAGUAAGGUCCUGGUAGCUGCGGCAAAAUCCAAUAAAAACAAGUUUGUCUCUGGUGAUGACGAGCUUCCAAAGCGAGAUGAUAUUGGUGAAAGACGACGAAAGCACGAAUUACGUGUUCUUGCAAGAGUAGGAGCUAGUACACUUGAAGAUGAUGACUUGCCAGAGGAAGAUGAUCAUACUGAAGAGAGACCUAAUCAAUUAAGUGAAGAAAAUGGCAGUGAUGAUGACAUUGGACCAUCAGAGUCUGAAGAUGAGUUUUACAAGGAUGUUAAAAGGCGGAGGACUGAAAAGCUCUCGAGUAAAGAACAGAAAUACUCGCCGAACCCUGUUAUUGAAUCACUGGAGGAAGAAACUGAAGGAGAUGGCAAGAGGAAGAUCUCAUACCAGAUGGAGAAGAACCGGGGGUUGACUCGCUCGAGAAAUAAGAAGCUUAAGAAUCCACGGAAGAAAUACAGGGUUAAGCAUCAAACAAAACUUGUUAAGCGGGGAGGUCAAGUGCGUGGCGUGAAGAAGCCCUCAGGACCAUACGGAGGUGAAAUGUCUGGUAUUAAUCCAAAUGUGAGCCGUAGUGUUAGGUUCAAGGGCUGAUGUAUCGAAUUGAUUACGCCCAACAUGGAAAUUUUUGUUUGAUGGUAGGAAGUUUCAUGGUUGUAAUUUGCCAGUAACAGUUUUGCCUAGAGAGAGAGAGAGAGCAUGCAUGGAUUGUCUUUCGAUUUUGUACCAACUAGAGUGUAGAGCCCUCCCAGUCCCAGGGUGAGUUGCCGGAAGCAUGUAGAGGCGCCUGGAGCACGUCGUGCAGGGAAUCGGAUCGGAGGAUUCGGUUGCAGAGAAUGAGAUGGACCAUUUGGAUACUUUCAUGGUCAUGGCGCUGUCUGCAUUGGCCAGUGGGAUUAUGGGAGUGCUCAGUGCUCACCACGAUCACGAUGGAUGCACCUGGUUGUCGUCCGUGCAUCCUUAUGCUUGUCAUUCAUGCGGGACAACAUGCUUGAUGGAAUCGUGGUUGAGGAUUUCUCAGAAUGACUGUCCAGAUAAUGAAAUGCCUUUUGUGAAGUAUGUAAAACUAUAUAUAUACAAAUAAGUAUAUUUAA